This is a messenger RNA of Dothidotthia symphoricarpi CBS 119687, 4375 nucleotides long. RefSeq lists its product as uncharacterized. NCBI's taxonomy places the organism in Eukaryota, Fungi, Ascomycota, Dothideomycetes, Pleosporales, Dothidotthiaceae. The record is from RefSeq and is a predicted model, not a curated record. The transcript has 5 exons. Bases 55 to 4296 code for a protein of 1413 amino acids.
ACAAAAGGCUGUUAGUCCCCUAGCCCAUGUAUGUGAAGAUGUUGCGCUAUCAAGAUGUCACACUCGACCAAUAUCCCGCUACAGCGCCGCCACGAUCAUGCUGCUUGGACUGCUCUCUCCACAGCCGACGCAUCCAAUGGUGACGACGAGUCCGCGGUAUCGUCGGUUCUUCUUCCAAAAGACGACGCCGCAGCUGAACAUACUGAAGUGGAUAACAAUUACCCGACUUUGUCUUGGUCAGAUAGUUCUAGAACAUGGCUUCCGUAUACUCUUCGCCGAGCCUUCCUGAGCAUUAUGGCCGCAGUAUCGCUCUCUUUCUCCAUCGCACUUAUAGCAUUAUGUGUUCAUUCUGCUCGAAAUCACGGUCUAGGAAGAGAUGACCGGUCCUCUGGGCUUCUUAUAGCAUGGAGAUACACGCCAACUAUAUUCGCUGUCUUCUUCACCCAAGCCAUGGUGAUGAUCUUUGACGACAUCAAGCGAACCGAAUCGUUUGCGCGGCUAGCUCGCCCUGGCCAGGCUGAUACGAGUUUUGCUCUUCAAUACGUGCCGAAGGCGUGGUGGAAAUCGAUAGUGAAAGCGUGUUCGAAGAAACAAAAUGGUGGCCACGUUGGUUGGCUGUUGCUCUUCUCGUCAAUUGCUACUGGUCUCAGUGUACUGGCCGUUUCAACCCUCUCGUCUUCUCUCCUGGUCCCAGAACAAGUCCUUAUCCGCAGCGACACCAACUUGAAAAGAUACAGCUCUGCUCACAAUGGAAGUAUCAAUCUAGUUCCGCGACGCGAGACGUAUUUCCACACUACCAGUGGAUACAUAUACAAUGUUUCAACGUCGAUGUGGGUGUCUGACUCUCAUGUCAUUAUGCCCUUUGGACCUGAGAACUCUGUAGAUCAUUCCGACCUCUUGCCCGAUGGGUUGUGGGUGGCUGAGACCAAGAUAUUCCAGAUGGAGUCAACUUGCGUACCCAUGGUCUUUGCCGAGACCAUGAUAGCUAAUCACACGUUGAUUCUCGAGGCCGAUAACCAGACGUUCACGUAUAACUCCGCAAUACCUGCAGACGACAAGAACGUUGGCAACAUGACGCUCGUGCAGGACUGGGAAGGUAUGGUACUACGCUCUGAAGACGGGUGUGAGAUCCAGCUAUAUGAAACUUUGGCUUCGCAUCCAAUAGUGGAUGAGGGAGGGCUUUUCUGGUCAAAUCUUUCCGCUACUUAUAUCUCCUGGAAUCGUUUCAUCCAAGAGCGCGGAAGUCCACCUUUCAUUGGCAAAACAGACUGGUCUCCUCUCAACAACGAUGCAAUUAUGGAGUUUUCUCUGGAAUGCCUGGAUCGAAAUUUGCUCCUUGUGACAACUCCAUGGAAAGAACGCCACGGAUUCGAGUACGAAUAUUGGGAGAAUUUCCAAUACCAAGCAGAGCUCUGCACGCCGGUGUACUAUGAAGUUACCAUAACGGCAAAUGCUUCUAUAUCAGCAGGGGAUCGACGCAUCACUUUUGAUGAGGAUGAAUUCAAGAAAAACCGCAAGCAACUUGGCAAGAAUAUUCUCGACACUGCGAAGUUCGAGCUAUACACGUUCGAGGGAAAUAAGCCUGAAUACCUAUCCAAGGCUAGCAUUUUCAGGAACGCAAUAGAGUAUGUCGGGUUGACUGAGAACCUACAAACAUAUUUCUCAUUCAACUACACAGCGAUGUUGCACGACUCUACGUUAGCGGAACAGGCGACCAGGCUCAGAGCGCGCUUCUUCGGCGAACUCCUUUUCUCAUCUGUGACCGAGCAGAACUCUCCGGUGUUUGAAAGUGUCAUUGGGCAACGUAUCGUAUUGGAACGACGCAUCGUUGUGGUGACCGAAGUUGCUGUCUCACUUGCUGUGCUGUUCUUUUGUUUGGCUUGCUACUUGUGCUACACAAUCUGGCGAGUGUCCAUCCAGCAAAGACCACUCAACCUCUCAGUCGAUCCUGCUACAACGCUUGGGGUGGCUAUAUUUUACAACGAUGUGAAUUUGGCUGCAGGGACGGAACAUGGGAUCCCCCAAUCUGAGUCACGAGACGAAAGGAUGACGGCAAGAUCUAUGUCAGAUCUUGCCAUCAACAAAUUUCCCUCGGUGAACAAUUCAGAAGUUUCAGGAACGGAUGCUAAAGUCCUACCCCAAGACUGGAGGCCCCUUGCUCUCCGUACAAAGGGAUUAACAGCUCUGCUUUUCGCAGUAGUCGCGAUCGCAGCAGCACUCAUCGUUUUACGAAACUACGCCGACAAACAGAAACUCUAUCGUUCAGCCUUUGUAUAUGAGGUUGACAUUGGUGUCUUCCACGCCAAUAUUUCUCCCGCUUCGCUCGUCGCAACUCUCAUCGCUGUUGGCCUAGCUCUCUGGUGGGACAUGAUCGACAAGCAUAUGCGCAGUCUCCAACCAUACCUAUCGAUGGCACAUGGACCCGAGGACGUCAAGCGAGGAGCCUGCCUGUCGUACGAAUCAUCGCACUGGGUCUGGGCGGCUGGUAAGGCCGCUUCUAACAAGCAUUGGCUUUUGGUCCUAGUCACGAUGGGAACAACGCUUUCCCAAAUACUCAUCAUUGCCAUGGCAGCCGUCUUCGAGAAGCAAGCUGGAAUUUAUACACGACCGAUGACCAUUGACCGGGCACUUGCAACUAGACAGGACCAUCUCACCUACCAGCACACCAAUGUCUCGACGGAUGCCAAUCUUCUCCAGCACAUCAUGAGGACAGAAACGGCUGAUUGGUUGUACAGUGCACUUGAUCAGCUGACAUUGCAGGCUCAAUCCCCUGCGUGGAGUUUGGAUGGGUGGAGUUUCACUCCAAUAGUCAUAGAGUCCGUGCCUGACACGUCUCUGCGGCAAGGCUCUAGAAACCAAGACUAUGAUGAAGAGAGUUCCGAGCUCUUCUUCUCUGCCGCGAACGUUUCGCUAACAACUUCGGCUAUAAGAGCCCGCCUAGAAUGCAAUCGAAUCACGCCAACAGACUCGUCAUGGUACAACAUGAAUGAAACCGCGAUUCUUGAGGCGGAACUAAGUAAGUCGGUACGAAACAUGACAGGACACCUCAACGUCACGGGCUAUGUUCUUCCGAGAACCAUUUUCGACAAGGAUACAUACCAAACUACAAUCUUCACGACACCAUCUAGAGUGUUCUGCUGCGCGAAUGGUACUGAUGAUGGUGCGAACUCGGCAGUAGGCUACUGGUCACAUACAGAUCCAGAUCAAUGGUGGGCCGACCGUUCAGAAUGGACCGGUUUUGGUCCCAAGUCGUGGCCCGGUAAUUUUACAAUCAAAUGGAUCGUAGGCCCGGCGACUACUUCCAACUUGACUAUUUAUACAAAUAGCGAAGCAUCGUACUACAAGCUGAUGCAAUUUACUGAGAUCCCAGCAUUGGAGAUCUUGACAUGCAAACCUGUCAUCGAACAGACCGAUGCUCGAGUCACGAUUGCACGCAGUUCCAGCCAGGUGUUGGACUUCGAGUUGUUGGGGGACCCGCAGCGGCAGCAUGAAAUUUGGAAUAUGGAUUUUGACGCCAUUAGUUUAAACGGGUCACAGGAGGGAAUGUUCGGCAAGAACUACACUGUCGAGAUGAGUUAUGCUGUCUACUUCAUGACACAAUUGCUGUAUGCAGCAAGCUCUCCAACGUCUUCGUCCAAUUUGUUCAACUUUGAAGAUCUAGAAGACGAGCGUUUCAACAUCCGCGACAAGGACAACGGCUUGAAUAUGGACUUUAUGAGCUACUCCAAUUACGUCCAAGCCAACAAAGAUCCAACGGCAUUGCUCAAUGCAGAGACACUUCUCAAGUACUCGCAACACACGUUCCAAACCUUCUUCCAGCACUUUGCCAGCCAGACCAGUUGGAUUGAUGGCCAGCCGAUGGUGCACCAAAAAAUAAGCGGGCAGAAGGUCGACGUGAUCACCACGGAGCGUAUCGAGGUUCUGGCCAUGGUGGAAGGAGCUACAUGGCUUUGUCUCGCUAUCCUGUUUCUACUUGUCGUGAUUCUGGGGGUGCUCGUGGUGUCACUCAAGCAAGUGUAUCCCCGUAAAACUAUGCUGUGCGAUUUAGAGUGUCUGGCUGACGUACUGGCGAUGAUCGAGAACAGUCACGAGUUGCUUAGGUUAGUUGAAAAGUAUACUAUGAAGGAGUUGAAGGAGAGAGGAAUGAAGACAAGGCUGGGCUGGUUUAGAGAUACGAAGGGGGUUUUGAGAUGGGGUAUUGAGGUUGUCGAUGUGAACGGGGUCGAGUGGGUAGAAAAACGCGAAGAUUUGAGUGUGAAAGAUGGGGUACAUACAAGGAUUCGAUGUAAGCAGUAAAGGGUGUAUGAUAUGCCUUGCAAAUACACUCUUUGUCUGGGCUGCGUAUACGCAGACGGACACACUAAUUGAUAAUCGA